UAGAUAACACUUGCUUUAUAGAAAUCAGAUUAGUGUGCUUGCAAGAAACCUCAAGAUGGGUUUAAUUUAUACCAUUUCCUGAGUAAGGUUCAAACAUUUUAUUCCAACUAAACCUGAUUGAAAUAUAAGAUAUUUUAGUUAGUUACAGGCAUUUUUAAACAUCCCGCUGAUUCAAACCAUAAUGUUUUUAACCAGUGCUUGUACAUACAGUAUGAAGGAUUAAAGCUUGUUUAGAGAUUUUGCGAUUUUAAAUGAAAGCUUCACUCACAUUGUACGAGUUAAAACUGUAACACUGUAAAAAAAAUGUGCUAUCUAGUAUCAUGUUUCAUUUGUUAAUUCAAAAUUAACACUUUAAUAGUUUUCUGUAACAGACCGAGUUCUGAGUAAUGCACCGCCCAGUUAAAGAUACUGUCUUCUUGUUUAAACUCCCCUGAGUUCACUUCAUAGGCACUGAAACAACAAAUCAUGUCACUUAUACUUCUCAAAAUCUCAAUUUUAGUGUGUGGAUUAUGUUUCAGACUUCAUGCUACCUCACUUGAUUGUAAUAAGCAGAAUUACCAGCGAGGAUCUGAUGUGACUUUGCGAUGUGAUGUCCCUCUCCUGUCUGAAAAUUCAACAUUACAGUGGAUUAAAGACGGCGGACAAACCUCCAACACAACUCUUGUGUACAACAACUCUGCUUACAUCAUCUUACACAAUGUUGAUGAACACAGUGAAGGAAAAUAUUACUGCAGAAUAAUGCAAAAUGGCAGUGAAGAAACUGUUAUGAAUCACACAGUUUGUGUCACUCAAUAUUCAGAAGGAAAAAAGCUUGUAAUUUACAGACAAAGCUCGAGUCAUAGUGAUUUAUUAUUGAUCUGCAAGUCUAAAAAGGAAUACAAAAGCUGGAAGUGGGUCUGGGAAACAAAGACUAAAAAAGAUGAUAUAAUAUCUGUAGAAAAAGGAGAAAAAGUUCAAGUUAAAGGAACAAUUACACCAGGAAGAAACACCUCUGCCACAUACAAUAGUCAAAUGUUCAUCCUUCACCUCUCACCUGUAAAGUUUAAUAAUAGUGGGACUUACAGGUGUAUUCCAGAUAAUAACAACAAACCAUACACAACCACAACUCUACACACCAUCAGAGUCUUUGCAGAGCCCCCUGGUGGUGUGUUGAUGAAUGAGUCUGUUGUUCUUACCUGUGAGGUGUCUGAUGUUACUGAUUCAGUCAGUGAUGCUGGCCUGGCUCAGGAUGGAUGGGGACAGAGGAGUGCUGGUCAAACAACAAAUUAUGAAUGAGACAAACUUCAAGAAACAACUCACUGUGAAUGUGAGCAGCAUUCAGUCAGACCUGCUGCAUUGGCAGUGUGCAGUGUUUACUGAGAACAAACUAAAAGUUUUGGCUCCUAUAACAAUCAGUUUGAUCUCAAAUGAUCCAGGUACAUCAACAGAGACCCCCACUUCAACAUAUCAAUGUAAUGUCUGAUCUAAGAUAAGAGCCACUGCUAGAAUUAUUAAGGCCCUUGAAAGUAGAGUUAUUGUUAUGAAUUUACUCAUAAAGAGGCAUUUGAUCAUUUGUUCUUUUUAAUUUGUUAGGGAUUUGUUCAUUUGGCUUAGUAUUAUCAAUUAUGGAUUUUUUUUUUAUAAUUUAAAAUUUUUACUCUACACAACAGCAUCUAAAAACAAUUUGCCUAACAUCCAGUGCCAUCUAAUAAACGUUGUUCAUAAAAAUUUCAACUUUUUAUAAAUGAAAGCAAUUAAUCAGUGUUCAAGAUAUAAAAUAGUAAGUUAAAAUGACAUGUACAGUCAAUUUGAUUAUUCUUAUGGUAGAGCAAAAAAUUGUUAACAGUGUAAACAAUGCU
Molecule: messenger RNA, 1838 nt
Organism: Paramisgurnus dabryanus
Lineage: Eukaryota; Metazoa; Chordata; Actinopteri; Cypriniformes; Cobitidae
Biological process (GO): positive regulation of T cell proliferation; T cell costimulation; immune response
Cellular component (GO): external side of plasma membrane
Source: RefSeq, a predicted model, not a curated record